Messenger RNA from Cynara cardunculus var. scolymus (artichoke), 1374 nucleotides. RefSeq names its product putative lipid phosphate phosphatase 3, chloroplastic. The transcript is spliced from 9 exons. Lineage: Eukaryota; Viridiplantae; Streptophyta; Magnoliopsida; Asterales; Asteraceae. Gene Ontology annotation, biological process: phospholipid metabolic process. The coding region runs from base 135 to 1196 and encodes 353 amino acids. The record is from RefSeq and is a predicted model, not a curated record. Gene Ontology annotation, molecular function: phosphatidate phosphatase activity.
CUUCACCAUUUCUUUUUCUUUUUCUUUUUUCUCUCUUAUUCCCCCUGUGUUCUCUACUCGACAACCUGUUAUAGCACAAUCUUAACCAUUCAUUUGAUUCAAUGGCAUUUUCAUAAUUUAUUUGUUUGUUUGAGAUGGGUACUUGGCAGUGGAAUCUGAAAUCCCUUUUCGGUUUUAGGAAUUCCCCAGAAAUCUCUCAGGAUGCAUCAAGCAGGAAGCUAGAUACUUCUGCGGUUACAAACAACCGGUUUUAUCACCUGUAUUAUCCGUUGAUGGAUGACAAGAAGGCAGAGAUUAGAAUCAGGGAUGAACAGUUGGUUGCUCAUAGUGUGAGGUCUCAUGGGAUUGCGGUGGCAAGGAAUCACAUGAAUGAUUGGUUGAUUCUUAUACUACUAGCGGUUAUAAUGAUGGUUCUAAGCCGUAUCCAUCCUUUCUACCGUUUUGUUGGAAAAGACAUGAUGACGGAUCUUAAGUAUCCUUUGAAGGAAAACACAGUUCCAUUAUGGGUUGUUCCUAUAUAUGCAGUUCUGUUUCCAAUGGGUGUCUUUAUGUUCUUCUAUUUUUAUAGAAGAGAUGUAUAUGAUCUUCAUCAUGCCAUACUAGGGCUUUUAUUUUCGGUGUUGAUAACUGGGGUUAUAACGGAUGCUAUAAAAGACGCAGUUGGCCGACCUCGGCCGGAUUUUUUCUGGCGAUGUUUUCCAGAUGGAAAAGAUUUUUAUGAUCGGUUUGGAGACGUGAUAUGCCAUGGCGAUAGCAAUGUCGUAAGUGAAGGCCAUAAGAGUUUCCCAAGUGGACAUACUUCAUGGUCGUUUUCCGGUCUUGGGUUCUUGUCACUCUAUUUAUCUGGAAAAGUAAGAGUGUUUGAUCGUAAAGGCCAUGUUGCAAAGCUAUGCAUGGUGUUUUUGCCUCUACUCGUUGCAUCUCUUAUUGGCAUUUCUCGUGUUGACGAUUAUUGGCAUCACUGGCAAGAUGUAUUUGCAGGCGCUAUCAUAGGUAUCACGGUGGCCACGUUUUGCUAUUUGCAGUUUUUUGCACCACCAUAUCAUGCCGAAGGUUGGGGACCUUAUGCAUUCUUCCGAGCCAUGGAAGAAUCUCGUUCAAAUGCUCAAGAGUCUAGACCUCCUCUUACCCAAGCCAACGUGGCCUCCUCGGAUGCCCAUUUGGCAUUGGACGAUUUGGAAUCUGCUAUGACGUAGUCCGAUGGUUCUUUCCAUAUUUAGAAAGCUAGUUUGUUUGUUCAUAGUCUUUGGCUCUUUGCUAGAAAUCGGUAUAUUACUGAUUGUACUCCAUAAGAUUCGUCUAGUUUGCAAAAACAUAACGGGUAUUGAUCAAUCAUCAAACGAUUUAACUCCAUAAUUUGUAUUUCCACUUUGC